CUUGAAAUUGCUGAUGAAAAUCAAAAAAAUACAUCAAAAUCUCAAAAGCAUGAAUUAUUUAAAUUAUUUUCACAUUCAAAUGAGUUACAUCCACAAUCAUGUUUUAUUAGCCGCUAUAUUCAUACUCUUCAUGAAUUGCAUGAUUUAUUAGAAGAAAUAAAAUCAGGAAAAUCUUCAGAUCCCAAUUUAUUAUUGAAAUCCAAUGAAUCAACAACUUUAAGUGACAAUAUUCGUAAUAUUGACUGGGAAACAAAAUCAACUAUUUCAAGUAACACUCAUAAUUUUGGCUGGGAAACAGAAGUUCAAAGCACACAGGAAAAUAUCAUUCGGCCUUGUAUCGUGUUGUGA
This is a messenger RNA of Diversispora eburnea, 348 nucleotides long. The record is from the annotation of a GenBank genome assembly. NCBI's taxonomy places the organism in Eukaryota, Fungi, Glomeromycota, Glomeromycetes, Diversisporales, Diversisporaceae.